This is a messenger RNA of Pocillopora meandrina, 8527 nucleotides long. NCBI's taxonomy places the organism in Eukaryota, Metazoa, Cnidaria, Anthozoa, Scleractinia, Pocilloporidae. The record is from the annotation of a GenBank genome assembly.
AUGAACUAUUCGCCUAAAACCACUUUCACGAUGGCAGCAACCUCACGAAUUAUUUGGGCGAGCCUUGGUCGACCUUUUGCUACCUCAAGGAGUAACUUUUCGUUAAUGUGCAAAAAAUGCCACUGGAAAUUACGACCCAUGAGUUCACAGGCCAUGGUACACGUUGGAAGAAAACGACUGUUCCAGAGAAAAUGGUUUUGGCUCUUAUUUGGUAGCGGUGCAUCUCUACUGGCGAUGAACGUUUACCAUAACAGACUGUGGGAGGCCGGACAGCGUAGAAGACUGCGAGUUUCACUAGAGGGGAUAGGAAGAUUCUUCAGGUAAGAAAAAUAAUUCCCAAUAUUUAGUCGAGUAAGGAAUUGAAGGCUUGUAUAGGCCUGACUGAAUUUAACAGUUUAGGGAGAGGGGGAGGCGACUUUCUAUUUUUAAUCCCAAACCCUACCCUGCCUCCUCCCAUUAAAACGAUUGAAAGCCGAACUUCUGAAUUUUUUUGUCAGCUUUGAGAGAUAAAAUCCAAAAAUUUUUUUCUUUGUCCUCACCCUACUAUAAGGGUCAUAAUUUUAUUUUAAUGUUGAGUUCUUUGAAGAAAAGUAUUGAAUCCCUCUAGGAAAAAUGCCCCAUCUCUUUGACAAGAUGUCUCCAGAUGGGUUAGAAAAGGACAUAAUCAGUCUAUAGAAUGGCUCCUGCUUAUUUCCCCAUGUUCUAGUAGACAAUGACUGGUACUCUUUUAAAUCCUUUAACCCCUAAGGAUGAAUAGCAUCUAAUUCUCCUUACAAUAUCCCCCAGAAUCACACAUUAAGGUCAUGAGAAUAAAGAAAAUAAUCACAAACUAAAGAAGCUCUUGAUUGUUAAACAAAUUCUCCUUGUCAGCACCAUAGGAAAUGUACAGAGAACAGUAUGAAGAUAAUUGAUUUUGAUGUUAGGGUGUAAAAGUUUAAUAUAACAGAAGAAGCCUGAAAAAGGUUAAGAAUCUCUGCAGGAUUAGAACCUGUGAUCUUUUGACCCUUAUCAACUUUGGUAUGAUGCUAUUGACACAGAAAUCAUUCUGACUGAGUGGGGACAAACAUCUCAAAGAAACAGUUAUACUUUACAGUAUGCAUGUGUGUAGGUCUGCAGACUACUUUGAUAGUAAAUUAGAAUAAUGCAUCUCUUAUGUUGAUCUACUUUUCUUUUUGCUGAUUAGGUGUUUUUAUUUUGGAAUGAAAAUAUCAUUAGAUUACUGGUGGACCCUGCACAACUUAGAUCCUGUGAGUAGUGCAUUCUACCUUGUGAAUUUUGUCUCAUCUUAACUUCUCUUUCAAAACUGUUGGAACUUGAAACAAACUUUAAGGUAAUUAAAUCCUUUCUGAAUAAUUUUGCUUUGAAGUUGCUCCAGAAGCACAUAAUCUAUGCUUCUUAUUACACAAAUUAACAUGUUUUAUCUAAAUGUUGAUAAGGAAGGAGAGGAAUAUGCCCAAGCCAUUAAAGGAUGUCACCAGAGAGCAGCAGACAGGAUUGUGGUUGGUGCAAUUGACAAUGGAGGGAUUUAUGUCAAGUUAGGACAAGGUCUUGCUUGCUUUAACCAUAUCUUGCCACGGGAGUAUACAGAAACUCUACCAGUAUUACAAGAUAAGGUAUAAGGAGAGAAACUCUGACAAACCUUCUCCAAGAUAUCAACACACAGAAAUCCAGAAUACUAAUUCUUAAUGACUAUUCCAUUUGUUCAUUUUUCUUUUUCGUUUUUGGCCAUCUCUCUGUUGACCUCUAUCAAAGUAAUUUUUUUACAUUUUAUUUAUGGAAGUUUCCAAAUCUAUUAUCUGGGAUGUGCUCUUCUAAUCGGGAAGUGUGGUAUCAUUUCCUACAUUAACUUUUUCACAACCAGGAGUAAUUGAUGAAUGAUGUCCCCUUUUCAAUGCAAAUACAUGAACUUUCCAAGCAGACAGAUGAUUAGGUUAAAGAAAAAUGUCAAUUAUUUGACAUGUGACUUAUGAUUAAAUUCUUAAAACUUGCAUUACAAGAAAUGUACAGCAGAGAAUAAUGAGAGUAGAUAUUAAGAUCAUUAUAAGACGGUCAUUAAAAAGGAAGGACAUAGGUUAAUUCUUUCUUUGAUACAAUUUUGUUACUCUUUUGUAGGCUCUUCGAAGGAAACAUGGUGAGGUUAGUUAUUCAAAAUUGUUCUUAUUACAAAAGACUGUCAAACCUCUAUUAGCACAGGCAUUUAACCAUGGGAAGUAGCCAGAUAACCCUUGUUCCCCAAACAAUCCCAUUAGCACUUGUGCUGAAACUUUGGUUCCCAUGCCAUUGUUCAUUUCCAAAGUGAGCCUUAGCAGUUGACUCUAAUUUAACGAGUGACAUGGCAAAAAGGUGAUCUGGAACAUGAAAUUCAUUAUGCAGUUAUUAAUACUACAUUUAAUUCUCUCGAUACUGAAUAACUGUCGAAAAUUUCUACUUAGGUAGAUGAGUUAUUUCUUGAGGACUUUGGCAAGAAAGCUGAUGAUUUAUUUCUGAAGUUUGAUCACAACCCCAUAGCUGCCGCAAGUCUGGCACAGGUGCACAGAGCUGUUACACAUGAUGGGAGAGAGGUGGCUGUGAAGGUAGGCAAUAAUUAUUGUUAUUACCACCUGACUGGCCACUCUGUUUGGUGUGCUUUGGUUAUUUUGUGCAUAUUAGAAAUUUUCUAAUUGAGUUUUGAAAGUAAUCCGGAAUUGUGAUUGGUUGAAAAAAGAAUCAUGCCCCUCUAGCAACCAAUUGGAUGCAAAACUAGUUGUAAUAGCUGCUUAAUUGAUCACAUUUUCUUGAGCUUGAGCCUGACAGCCAGUAUAUUUACUUACUGCCUUGUUUUGUGCAUGUUAUUCAUAGGGGUGUCCAGCCAUGCCUUUUCAAUUAUGAUUUUUAUGUCUGAUAGAUUCAAUACAUUGACCUUCUGGACAGAUAUGAUGGAGAUCUGUGGACAUUAAAACGCUUACUUCAAGUGAUUGCGUGGAUGCAUCCUUCUUUUGAGUUUGCUUGGGUUUUAGACGUAAGUUCUGAGGGUGAUAGAAAACAAAACCUGGUACAGAUUAAUUGCCGAUUCUCCUUGUUAAUUCAUUGCAUCAAAAGAGGGUUAAUACCAAAAAAGCAAUACUGCUUGAAUAGUUGAUUCAUUUGUUGAAAGAUAUUUUCGUCUUGUUACGAGCAUGAGACAAAGAAGAAGUCUAAGUUCUCAUGAGGAAACGAACCACAGGCCUUCAGGUUCCAUGCUUUGGUGCUUUAGCACAGAGUUAAAGAGAACUCGAUGGCGAGUCCUGAUGACCCAAUGCUGUGAAACCUUAUUGAACUUGGUGAUGAUAGUUUCCUAUUUAACAACAUGCAGGACAUUCAGGCGACUUUAAGGCAGGAGCUUGAUUUUGUACACGAAGGUCACAAUGGGGAAAGAUGCGCAGAUGAACUGAAGCAUCUCAGUUAUGUUUAUGUGCCUAAAAUACACUGGGAUCUUACUACCAAGGUAAGAGUCGUCUACCAGUCGUUACUGGGUAGGAUAAACAAACAAUUCUUUAGGCCUUCAACAACACUCGGUGAUCGAAUGUUCACUUCCGGCUAGGAAUGUACGUUUUCAACAGUUUGUUGGUGGGGAGGGGGGUGUUUCUCAAAGUUCACUCGAAACGGUUGUUGCACCCUCUUUCCAGUUGCCGUAAGUUCUGCUGUAUUCGCGACUUAGUGGUAACAUUUUGGUCAAGUCCUUGUGCUUGAUUACUAUAAAGGGUUACUCAAUCUAUCUACCUUUGUUACUAUUUGAGAGAAACGUGAAAUUUAUGCAAAUAACGGAAGUAGAUCUUUUGAUGGGAUUAACGAGGCUAAUCAGUUUUGAUAAAAUGGUUGUCAGCACCAAGGGUAGCUGAUUCUUGGACUGGUUCCUUUGACAUGCAGUCCGGUCUACGUGUCGAGUCAGGUAAAGAGCUGCACUGUUGUGCGGAGGUUGAGAGUACAAGGCUUAAAUAGUCAAGGAACAUGUGUUGCCCUGAAAAUACUUAGACGUUCUAGUUUUUCGGAUGAGGACAAAAAACCGAAAACCUCGUGUCCCGCAUCUUCACUUCUAUGGUCAGCAGGAAACGUGAAAGGGUCACUCCACGCGGAGAUUAGAACAACAAGCUACGAUUUUGCCAUCCGGGUUUCAGGAGCAACACUGUAAACUGUUGUAAGAAAUACGUUCUUGCCAUCUCAGAAUCUUUGUGAUUGUCUUUCAGCGUGUGUUGACUGCAGAGUAUGUGGAUGCUUGUAAGGUGGAUGACGUUGAAGAUCUUAGACGCAGAGGACUGGACGUGGCUGAUGUAAGUUUGCAAUACUAUAUACCUAGUCACAAACUACAGGUUGAAAAGUUUUGAGAAAAAUAUCGCAAAGGCUCAAAGCCGUUUUAACGGACUUUGGAGAAGAAAGGUGAAUCCUGUUCAUGUUAACUCUUGGGCUUUGAGAGUUCAGCCUGUCCCAAUACCAAGAACAUUUGCUUGGAAAUUGAUCAAUUUGGAGUUUGAGAAUUUCAUUGUGUCUUUUGUGAUAGAUAGAUGAAAAACUGUUUUUCUGUCUUAUUCACGAUCCUAAGGUUGACGAGAAAAUGAUCAAAGCGUUUGGCGAGCAGUUGUUUCGUAGCGGUUUUAUUCACGGCGAUCCUCAUCCCGCAAAUGGUAAGUUAUUUUACUGUACAUGAUAAGGAAUAAAGUUAAGUGAUACUAGUCCACUUAUAUCGUGGGCUUAUUCCUGUCGAAGUUUUUCUCUAUCAUGAAGUAACGUGGGGUAUCGCUGGUAUUAUUCCUGGACGGGAUGAUAGUUUCCGCUCGUAAGAAGAGAGAGGCACUGUUGAGAGCAAAGUGUGUUGCCUCAGAACUCAACAAAAUUGGCCGGUCAGGGCACACAAUCGACCCUUUGCACAUAACAUUUGGGACACUUUCCUAGGGUGAGCUCAUUUAUUCUCAUUUCCCAGGUCUUCACCCUGGAUGUCAGUCCCCUUUCCCUGGACAGCAUACGUAGCCCAAAGCUAAAUUAAUGCUGUUUGAUCCACUGUAAAAGAAUGGGCCACCCAGCAAAGAAAGCAGCAAAGAAAGCAGCAAAGAAAACCUGUUCGAUCGGAAUAUAUCAAAGGCUCUAGUCCUCGAUGAAAACUCGCAAUCCUAUUGGUUUUCUGUAGCUUGGUCCGAUAUUGAUCCAACCCUUUGAUCUCUAAGAGUGACUAACAUCUAAUUUCUCCUUACAAUAUCACCCCUGAAUGAAACUUUAAUGUUAUGAGGAAAAAGGAAAUCAUCAUCAAACGUAGAAGCUCGUGAUUGUUGGACAAAUUCUCCCCGUCAGCACCUCAGGAAAUGUAUAGGGACCAGUAUGGAGAAAGCGCAUACUGAUUCCUGUUCUCUUUUCUGUUGAAGUUCUCGUUAGGAAAGGCAAAGAUGGGAAAGCUGAAAUAGUCAUCAUUGACCACGGGCUUUACGAAACUCUCCAGCAAAAGUAAGCAAUUAUCUUUUUGUUUGGUGUUUGUUGGAAAGGACUGUAGCUUGAAGACAAUCUGUCUUUUUUCCAGCAGAAAGCAAAUGAGGUGCGUUAGGGCGGGGAAAGGUGAAAGAGCCUCUAGGAUAAUUCUCACUUACUGAUACCAGUCAAUUGAAAGAUGCUAUUGUGCACCGAAACCCCCCUUUCACACUGUUAGCAGUAGAUGCCGUGUGAGUGCCCUGUGUCUUGCACAGAAAAGUUGGCCAAGAGCCUAAAACGCUGGAAUUAGGAUGCGCCACGAAAUUAGUAGACAUUGUCAACAAUUGUUUUUGUUAAUAGUAAUUCUCAAUGCCGACCGUUAAGCUAAUGGUAUAAAUAGGCCAGAAAAAAACGCGCAGAAAAACCAAUUCGGCCCUCAGCUAUUAGCUCAAUACGUUUAUGCAUAGAUCUCUUAAUUUAUCAUAAUACGUUUUAGAAUAUGACUUUGUUUUCAAAUUUUUCCUCAGAGACAGGAUAGCCUUGUGUCAACUGUGGAAGUCCAUCAUACUCAAUGACCAGGAGAAGAUGCAAUAUUUUAGUAAACAACUCGGAGUUGAUGGUAAAUUAACACGUCAGAUUUUGGUCUCCAAAAACGUGAUGUGUAUAAAGUGGUACAGGAUUUUAUCUUCUUGUAAAUAAAAACUCGGCUGUAGCUUUUUCUUUUUAUUGUGUAAAUUUAUGCACCAACUGUUCCUUUAUUCUUUCUAUGAAAAAGAGAGUAUUUUGUGUUAGCCAUGGUAGUAAUGAAGGAUAUGAUUUAUCCAAAACAAAUGCCACAGAAUUUAAUCUCGUCAUAUCAAUUAUUUUCAAAACCUGUCAUUGCUAGUUAUAUCACGCUCUGCAUUAUGCGCAGUUUUUUUUUUAGUCAAGUCGAGAUAACUCCAAAAGGAAAAGCCAGUGUAAACAAUAAGCACGUAACUUGCGAUUCGUUGUUCUUCAAUUUAAUUAGGAAGCAAUUAUCACCCUUAAUCAGGCGGAAUACGGCCUGACGUUGGUUGAGUAUCACGCGAUGCCUCGUAUGAUUUCACUGGAUGAUUGUUUUAAUAAUACGAGCAUGUAGCAGAAUGUAAAGUAACCCGUUAGGGUCAACCUUACGAGUAACAAGAUGAGGUUAAAUCUUGAUAGGGUUUACCUUAUCAAAAGUAAGUUAAAAAAGUAGGUAUUAUGAGACUUGUUUUCGUUUUAAAUGUCGUUUUAUCUUCCAGAUUUCGAGAAUUUUUGUCAGAUUCUUCUUCAACGUCCGUUCGCAUGGGGAAGCGCUGGAAUGCUGUUUACUUCAAGAGUAACAGAAGAGGAUUUGACAAUCAUGACAAAACUCGCUCAAGGACACUUCGAGAAAGUGAUAAUCAUUCUUAAACAACUUCCACGGAGCAUGCUGCUUGUGUUCAGGUGUGGAUAGUGUUAUUUCACUUCGAAAUAGUUUAUUCGUGCCGCAGAUUUUUUUUGCACGUUUUCCUGUUAAGUGGCACCAUUCUUUAGCAUUCUUUAGCCAAGUUCACCUAUUUUUAAUUUCCUUUGUUGACUUUUUUAUGUAUUUUUACCGUAGCAAACUGUCAUAAUUUGUAGAUUUCCUUCAAUUUAACAGCCCGAAAAGCAACUCCUGAACUUGUUGCGCAGCUUGUAGAGUCGUGGACGUUGAACAGAGGAAAAUACUCGGAGCCCUAGAUUAGGAUCGAAGCCCCACCCCCUCCUCCCUCCUCCCUUUCAACAACCGAUGGGAUGCUUUAGAGAUUCGAGCUUUUUCCUGUAGAACUACAUUCUAUAUCCUUUCCUUUCCUCUCCUCCCUCCCCUCUCCCCCAGCCUACCGCUGAUGAAAAAUUGCUUCGUGUUCAACCUUGUACUAUCUCAUUUUUUUUUUAGGAACUUAAACACAGUUCGACACAUUAAUCAGGAACUAGGAGAGCCAGUGGAUAGAUUUGUUCUCAUGGCCAGAUGGUUUGUGAAAAAAUAUUUGUAUUCCGUGGUCUUCCUUCUGUUUAGUUUUACUUUUUUCACGGUUUUUGAUUGUUUUUAUCGAAAUAGUUCGAAGGCGAGAAAAGAGGUUUUCAGUAUAAAUAUAGGUCCAGUUUUGGAAAAUUUCAAAAGUUUCCACGAUAGCGACUGGUUUAGACGUCAAUUUUUUUACCUUUUCUUGCAGCGCCAUCGCGGGAAUUCACGGCCAUAUAAAGCAUAGAAGUCUAUGGUCGAAGAUGAAGACAAUCUUUGAAUCAUACGUCCUCGAUGUGAAAAUAAGGUAAUUAUGUUUUCCAAAUAAGUGGGAAGUUCUUCCCAGUGCUACCGCUUGAGAUAAGUUUUCUUGUCGUUCUCAUCAUAUAUUCCAUGUAGAAUUUUUAUGGUUCGCAGAACGAGUUAUCAUCGCAUAGUGAGGCCGCCAGUUCCAACGACGUUUCUACCUUCCCUGUCCUUAAAGUGUUCUGACUUCCGGUUCUCUGUUACGACUCUACUUCCGAUUAUUUUACAUCCAGUCAUUGGAUGAUACUGCUACAUCACAUCCGACCAUACGUUUUACGACUGGAAUUUUAUAGUUAUUAAACAAACACAAACACAAGAACCAGCUAGUAGGCUAAACGGACGGCGGUAAGAGGUUUUAUAUGCGGAGAUACAUCGCCGGUAAUCGGCUUUCAUGGAAUCCGCGCUGACCCCUAAGAAUGACGACCAUUUAGUUUCUCCUCACAUUAUUGACCCUGAAUCAAACAUUAAGGUCAUGAGAAGAAAGGAAAUGAUCACCAACUGAAGAAGCUCUUGAUUGUUAAACAAAUUCUCCCUGUCAUCAUCUUAGGAAAUGUAUAGAGAGCAGUAUGGAGAAUAUGUAUCCUGAUGUUAGGGUGUAAAGGGUGAAACGAAGGUGAAUCGUUUGAGCCUGUCACUAACAAAUUUCUUGUUGUCACUAGAGCCAUGAGUUUUAGAGCGUGGAUGGUGGAAAGCUACCUGCAGAUUCUUCAGUACCUGGGGCGUGCACCCAAAGAUAUGGACAAACUCACGUCUAAAUUAAAAACCUUACACGAGUUGGACGCCAUAGCCGCAGAACGAGCCAAAAGAACGGUCUUGGUUUCUUGA